ACGUCGUAAGGGGCGGGUCCGGCCGCGCACAAUGGGCCAUGGAGUUCCCGUUCGAUGUGGACGCGCUGCUCCCGGAGCGGAUCACGGUGCUGGACCAACACCUGCGGCCCCCGGCCCGCCGACCCGGAACCACAACGCCGGCCCGUGUUGAUCUGCAGCAGCAAAUUAUGACCAUUGUAGAUGAAUUGGGCAAGGCAUCUGCCAAGGCCCAAAAUCUUCCUGCUCCUAUUACCAGUGCAUCAAGGAUGCAGAGUAACCGCCAUGUUAUUUAUGUGCUCAAAGACACAUCAGCCCGACAGGCUGGGAAAGGAGCCAUUAUUGGUUUCCUUAAAGUUGGAUACAAGAAGCUCUUUGUACUGGAUGAUCGUGAGGCUCACAAUGAGGUAGAACCACUCUGCAUCCUGGACUUCUACAUUCACGAGUCACUGCAACGUCAUGGCCAUGGGCGAGAACUCUUCCAGCAUAUGUUGCAGAAGGAGAGAGUUGAACCACACCAACUGGCCAUUGACCGACCCUCACAGAAGCUGCUGAAGUUCCUGAAUAAGCACUACAACCUGGAGACCACAGUACCACAGGUGAACAACUUUGUGAUCUUUGAAGGCUUCUUUGCCCAUCAGCAUCGGCCCCCUGCUCCCUCUCCAAGGGCAACUCGACACUCUCGUGCUGCUGCAGCUGACCCCACGCCUGCUGCUCCAGCAAGGAAGCUGCCACCCAAGAGAGCAGAGGGAGAUAUUAAGCCAUAUUCCUCUAGUGACCGAGAAUUUCUGAAGGUAGCUGUGGAGCCUCCUUGGCCUCUAAACAGGGCCCCUCGCCGCGCCACACCUCCAGCCCACCCACCACCCCGCUCCAGCAGCUUAGGAAACUCGCCAGAACGGGGCCCCCUCCGCCCCUUUGUGCCAGAGCAGGAACUGCUACGGUCCCUGCGCCUCUGCCCACCCCACCCUACUGCCCGUCUUCUACUGGCCACUGACCCAGGGGGCAGCCCAGCACAGCGUCGCCGCACCAGCUCCCUUCCCCGCUCUGAUGAGAGUCGAUACUGACAGUCACCCCUUUCCCUCCCUGGGAGAUCUGGGGUAGGCAGAGACCCCUCUUCCUGAGAACUUCAGACUCACUCUUCCAUUGCAUCCUCCAGGACCCAGUGGAAACAUGGGAUUCCCUCUUCCCCUUUCUUAGACAACUGGGUUGUCAGAGUCCCAAAUGGCUUACUCCUUUGUAGCUUUUCUUACCACAAUUGCUCUCCCAACUUGGCCUGAACACUCCCAGAUAGCCAGACCCCUGAGUGGGUGGCUCAUACUAAGUAAUUGAACUUUGUGUGUGUGUAUGGUGCUGGGGAUUGAACCCAGGACCUCACACAUGCUAGGCAAGCACUCUACCAACUGAGCUAUAUCCCUAGUUCAUACUGAUUACUUAGAGAAGCACACUCUUGCUUGCCAUUAGACUCUAGACCACCAUGGAAGGUCCAGGAGCCUCCUCUGCCAGGGAAAACUGUUUAAGGAGUCCUGUCCAUGGAAUAAUCCCAUAUUCCCUCCCCAGUGUCCAGUGGUGGUUCUAAUACUGCUUUGUGCCGCCUACUACACAAAAUGUGACACUUGUCCUUUCAGCCUGUUCAUGCUAGCCAGGGUGCAAGCUCAGCUUCAGAGCAGUCCAAUUAGUAGGACAGGGACUCACCGGCUCCCCAGUGGGGUUCAACUCAAUGUUGCCAAACUUAAUUUCCACGUUUUGUGUAUGUAGCAGGGAACCCCCAAACUGGUGUUGCUUUGGGGUUUCUAAAGAAGUUUCACGGAUGCCACUGCUUCCUUCAGAUCCAGAUUCUCUGAGGGAGUUUGUUUCUGGGCAGUAGAUCCCAGCAAGCAACCUGAGGUCACUUUUAGUUAUGUUCUGAAGAUAAGUCUGGGUCUCAAGGAUUUGAUCCUGGAAUCCCCUCUCCCAUCGUCCCUCCCUGGUAGCGAUGCUGAUACACCUCUGUCUUGUGAGAUUGUCUUGAGAUGAGGUGGAGGGCCACUCUUCCGUUGUCCUUCCUCUUUUCUUCCCUCUUAGCAAGACCCUCCUUCCCUGCUCCAUGCAUGGGGUACAGAUAGACCCUCCCCCUCUCCACCCUCUGAAAGUGUGGUAGAUCAGGUACUUCUACUGUGUUCCCUCAAAGCCUUGGGAGCAGGAUCUCCCUUUGUCCCCACUCACCCUCCCUUUUCUUCUCCUUCUGUGUUGUCUGAAUAAAGUGUGAAUUCCUUUGUGUUUUCUAAAUUGACCUUCUCAAUGAAAACAAAACAAAACAAAAAAACCUACACAAGAAAGAAACAACUUAAGGUGUCAGCCUCGUUUUUUGUGUCACCCCUUAUUUUCCUGGGGUCCCAGGACCUCUGUCCCUUUCAUCCUCUUCACCUCUGAGAUUGGUAGAUCUUCCUCCAGGAAGAAAUCAGAGCUCCCCUUCUAGGAUUUUGGCAUGUAUCCCUCUGCAUCUUCUUUUGCUGAUUCUCUCCUUCCAAGCUGUUUUUCCUCUCAUGGAGUCAUUGGAUCCCUCUGUGUGAGCUUCUAUAUCCAUUCCCUAUUCCCUCCAGCUCUCCCCAGUGACUUCUGCCCUUCACUUUGGCCAGCCCUUGUAGAGAUGUCAAGAUUUAUCAAUAUCUUGGGAUCCACUAAUUAUCUCCCCACUGUUCCCUGGGUUCCUUUUACCAUGCUGUGAUUUCUUGUAAACCCUUUACCCACUAAUACCUUGAAUCUCUUUCAAGUCAAGCUGUUACCUCCAUUUAGAGUUCAGUACAGUCUGUUAUCCUGUUCCAAAGGUUUCCUUCCUUUUCCUCCUAAAUUUGGCCUUGUCACUCCCUAUUUCCUUUUCAUCUGAGGUGUCUUAUACUUAAGGUAGCCAUAUUUUUCAAACCAAACAUCAGGGUAUGUGGUCCAGUAAAUUCUUUUUUGCUUAUAUGUGAAUCUGCUCUUAUGACAUGAUUUGGGUAGCUUUAGCCAUACAUUUCAUGCAUAACCCCAACUAGAAAAAAAAAACAGCAACAAAUCAGGAUUGAUCCAGAAAACCAUGGGUUGUAAAUUGAGCUCCCUCCCCCUUUCUGGAGCACAUCUUAGAUUAAAACCCCUUAGAAAUGAUAACCCCUCCUCUUUGUUCUUGUGUUAUUCCUCUUACUCCUUUCCUCUGAUCCCUCCAUACCCACUCAUCUUUCAUCCUGUAGCCUUUUCCCCAUCAUCUCCCAUUUCUUCUACAGGGGAACUCCCCCAGGGCUGGUAGCCCAAAGCUGCUGCUACAGCCGCCAUGGGGGGCUGAAUUCCUCAUCCCCCAAUACAGGUAAGUAUACAUUCCUUCUAUCCUCAAAUCAAGUAGGUCACAUCCACUAUCUACUC
Molecule: messenger RNA, 3348 nt
Organism: Sciurus carolinensis (gray squirrel)
Lineage: Eukaryota; Metazoa; Chordata; Mammalia; Rodentia; Sciuridae
Gene: Atat1
Product: alpha tubulin acetyltransferase 1
Exons: 11
Coding region: 39-1040 (333 amino acids)
Biological process (GO): alpha-tubulin acetylation
Cellular component (GO): microtubule
Molecular function (GO): tubulin N-acetyltransferase activity
Source: RefSeq, a predicted model, not a curated record